AUGCGUGGAACACAACCUCCUCCUAAGCAAUACCUUCGUCCGCCUUCAGAGGCAGCUAGAGGCACCGUGGAUGCGAACACGAUCGCGAAGAUGACAAAUAGGGGACUUCGUUCUUGUCAGUAUAGGAGACCGCCGGAGGAUGCUGGUAACAAAGACGACUUGCAAUGCCCAUGUCUGGACAGCUUAUCGCCUCGACAUCUUGAUGGCUGCGAAUCCAGCCCCGCAGAUGACCGCAAAGUAAGCGACGACUAGGUUGGUAAAAUGCUGUUCUGAUAAAUGUGUUUGAACACUGCCUCGACUACAACAACCAAAUGGUCCGGGGUAGCUGAUGAACUGCAGGUCCCUUACGACAUCGCCACUGUCGAGACAUGAUGGUGCCAACUGUAAAGCAUCGUCCAUCCCACCGCGAUUGACCUUCAUGGCGGCGUAUGCCGCCAACAUCAGGAUUGGUUCAAAGACAAUGACGACGAAAUCUGAAAUUCGCUCUCCAUGAGGGACAGACUACACACAGCUUACCUCAACCGCGGAUCCAACGCAAAAAGGCGGCCAUCUUCGAAUGUCGUCGUUGGCGCAAUGGAGUUUGCAGGAGAUAAAGGAGGCCUGCAUAAAUAGAUUGCAAGGCCGAGAAUAUACAAGAAGAUGCGGAUAGCAAUAAAGCGAAGAAUACAAAGGGUUCGAGCACCAAAGAAAACGCACCGCAGCUCGGUUUCAACGAAACAAGACUACUUAGAGAUAAUUCGCAAAUUAUUAUGCGCAGAAUUGAACGCAUCAGGAUAUUUCUCAACCGGCCAUCCAGAGACUCUCAAAAAUGGAACCCAACGUCAAAUGCUACCGCCAACGACUGCGCUGGAGCGUCUACUUUGCGAUAAUGGAGGAUGAGAAACUGUCCAGAGGGUUUUUUCAGCGACGUCGCAACGGGUGCUAGUCAACACGGAGGAGAGAAACGAGUAAAAUGCGCACUCUGAAAAGUUCUUUAAUGAAUAUGGAAAUAAACCUGGGGCCCUAGAACGACCUCGACUUGAAUCGACCGGCAUGGAGACCAACCGAGAGCACUGCAAUUGCAAUCUACGAAACAGACCGGAUCGUCACCGUUUAAGCAAAAAGAACGACUCGCAAGUCUCCCACCUAGUAGACCAACAAUUCGAACGGACAACAGCCCUCAUCAUGUACACAGUGUAAGUCAACAUUUCACGCACGGAUCGGCCCUGUCAGACGUCUCAGGAUCAAAUGCACUACCAACGCGGCAUUUCUUCUACCCUCAUCCGCAUUGCCACAAUCCUCACAACGUCGACGACCGUGACGACUGUCGACCGAACUCCGGAUGUUCUGUCGUCUAGCACUACAUCCACCAUCAGUACUACAAGCCCUGCACCGGCGACAGCGGCGACAACAAUCAUUACUACUACUACUACUACUACUACUACUACUACUACUACUACUACUACUACUACUACUACUACUACUACUACUACUACUACUACUACUACUACUACUACUACUACUACUACUACUACUACUACUACUACUAUUACCACCACCACCAGAGAUAA
Spirometra erinaceieuropaei is the source of this 1550-nucleotide messenger RNA. The record is from the annotation of a GenBank genome assembly. Lineage: Eukaryota; Metazoa; Platyhelminthes; Cestoda; Diphyllobothriidea; Diphyllobothriidae.